UCCAAGAUGGAAGAAAAGGGAACGAUGUGAUAUCGCUGCAUUGGAUUUUUCUUUUAUUUCUGCUUGGUGUUGAUUGCAAUUCCUGAUUUAGACGCAUUAAUUAUCUUUGAAGUAAAAAUGUGGCCAUUACUGCUGGAUAUGACUCGUGAUGACUCAAAACGAAUACUACGGAGACUCGAAUUAGAAGCAUACUCUUCUUUAAUAUCAGCCUUCCGAGCUCAAGGAGAUUUGACCAAAGAAAAGAAGAAGAUUUUACAGGACUUGCAGUACUACUUGAGUAUUUCAACAGAAAGACACAGAGCUGAAGUACGAAGGGCCAUUAAUGAUGAAAAGCUUUGCACAGUAGCUGAUUAUAUUUCAGGGCCAAAUACAAUGUCAGAAUGGCUGAUAGAAGGCAGGAGAUUGAUACCAUUAAUGCCAAGACUGGUUCCACAGACUGCUUUUACUGCUAAAGCUAAUGAGGCUGCCAACUUGCAGGCAGAAAAGAAUGCUAGUAUGCCUGUUCCAUCAUUGACAGGAAAUAAAGAUUUGACAGUCAGCUCUUCUCCUCCAUUACCAGUGAAUAAUAAUAUUGUGACAAAAACAAACAGACCAAGUAGUCCAAAUUCUAAUGUUGUAGUCCUGCCUAGUGGAAUGUCAAUUCACAUCAAAGGUGGACUGAACACAGAAGAUGAAGACGAAGGACCUGAAAGGAAAAGACGUAGAAGUCAUUCCAGCGAGAGCUUGGUAUCUCCAUCAGCAUCAACACAGACACCAAGAGUAACAUAUACUACAACAACCCCCAGUCCUGUUACUGGUAUAUCCCCAAUGAAAAUUACUAUCAGUAAAAGUCCUAGAAGUCAAAUGACAACCACUGCUUCUCAGUCACAAAAGGUUAUUUUAGUAUCUUCUGGUCAAACUUCUCCAAAUGUUCUACAGAAAUCUAUCACAGUUCCAGUUGUAAAAACAUCAACCAACUUGACAGGAAGCAAUAAAGCCUCCAUUAUACUACCAAAUUCAACAGGGACAUCUACUGUCAUCACCACACCAACUAUGGUAUCUGCUGGUUCAGGUACUUCAGUUACAAGUUCUACAAUGACCUUCUUAACACCUACAGUUAGUAUACCAAGACCUAGAGUGAAGACUUUCCCCAGACAGAGGUUUCCUAAUGUCCAGCAAGGUGUGCAGAAACCAGGCGUUGUGAUACCAAUGGGUCCUCAACCUGUUCAGCCAAAUCCUCAAACUGUUCAAAACAUACACAUCAAAUCUGUCAAAUCACCCAAUGUCCAGAUCAGACAGGAAGGAGGCAUGAAAAUAAUUAGUGCUGGAGGAUCUGGGAAAAUAUUACCAAAAAUCUCUCAGACAACAUCAGCUUCUGGUACCCCUGUGGUUGUGGUUAGUGCUGGUUCAUCAUUGUCAAGUUCAUCUAAUGUUACCAUGGUAACCAGACCUAUCACUUCAAUAGGUCAGAGUGGAGCAAAGAUUUUAAAUAUCACAACACAAGGUGGAAAGAUAAUCUCAACAGGGACAGCAAGGAACCCUAAUGUUGUCACUGUCAACCCUAAAACUUUACAACUUCAUGCUGUUAAAACCUCUGGAAAUAAACUUGGAGGUAAACCAAAUGUUAUAGUGGUACAGAAAACUCAACCAAGACGAUCUAUCAGUACUCCAACUAGUACUGCAUCCAAAACAAUCAAAUCAUCUGCUUUUGAAAAGGAAUUGGUAAAUUUUUUGCAAAGACAAGAUUCUACAAAACAUAUUGUAGUAUCAACACCAAGUGGUCAAAGAACAAUAGAGAGAAAGGUUAUUGUGACUACUCCAGGUCAGCUGGAAGCCACUAGACAGAGAAUCAGAAUGGAAGCAGAAGCCAAGAAUAACAACAUUUUAGCAGAUUUAAUAAAGGCUGCCGGCAUACAAGAGGGGGAAGGUAGUGGAGAUGUUACCAUUAAUCUGGAUGAGGCUACAAUGGCUGCUCUUACAGCAUCCAGUCAGGGAUCCGAACAGAACAGAGUUGUAACUAGUCAAGCUCUGCCUAGUAAUGAAUGGUUUGAGUAUGAUGAUGGAAACCAGGCCUACACCAGUCAGGGUAUAGAUAACCAAGCCUUACAGGCCAUUAUUGAUUCUCAGCCUUCCACCUCUCAGGAUAAACCUAAGGUUACCGUACAGAGGGCUUCCAGUAUAGAUUUGAGUCAGUUAAAUGUUGAUCAGUUAUCUCAGCAACAAUACUACACAAUAGAACAAGCCAUGAGGAUGUUAAAUCAACCAGACAAAACAGCUGAGGGAGUAUCAAUUCUUAGAAUGGACUCUACUGAAGGAGAGCCUCAGCAGACAUCAGAGGUGGAAACAACAGUAAUUCAAGAGGAAAUCCCUGGUGCAGCAAUUCAAGUGUCAAAUCAAAAUUCUCAAUCUGAGUUAGAACAAAUUGCACAACGUUUAAAUUUACAAGGGGAGCUUGAUCCUCAGACUGGAAUAUUCUAUAACACAAACUCGUCUACAGAUAAUUCUUCAUCCUCAUCUUCAGACAUAACACAAUCUCAGAUAGUAGUGUCCGCUGGUGCCAAAUCUUUUGACUUGUUAAGUAGUUCCUUAGAACAAGCUCAAAUUAACUUAGAUUCUUAUCAGUUUAUGGAAGAGGAUAUUUUAACAGAAAAGGUUACUGCAGAAGCUGUCGGUCAACCUGGUACAGAAGUUGUAGAAGUAUCAUCGACACCUUAUGAAGUAUAUACAUCAGGUACUGGGGAAUCUGUUGGCCAGGAAACUGUUAUUGUAUCCAGUAGCAAUGAAGGUUCUCACAUGGGUCCAAUGAUCCGGAUCAAAUCAGCAUCAUCUAGCAGUUUUAUACCAAUACAAGAGAUCUCAAAAUCAUCAACCAUAAAUAUCACCACACAUACACAGCCAUCAACAAGUGUUAUACAUGAAGCAGUUUUAUCACAAGAAGAAGGCAUCUAUACAGCUGAAAUAAUAGACGACUCUAACCCAAACAUCACUCAAAACAUAGACUCCUCCUUCAUAACUACUGUUCCAUCCAGUGAUGUGCCAGUCACCAUAGAAACAACCUCAGUUGACCCAGUAGAAGUUGAAGGAGAAAUUGUUGGAUUAGAAGACCUAGGUGCUAAUAGUGGUGUUGAUUCUGGAGACUCUAAUCUUGACGCUAGUGUACGUUUAAGUAAACGAAAACGUCGACCACCCAGUGCAUUAGAGGACAGUCCUACUUCACAAUCCAUUGGUUGGGCCAAAUCUUGUCUAUGGUUAAUACAGAGAGUAUCUAAGUAUAGAGGUUUGAGUAGAGACAAAGGGGAAAUGAAUGCUGCAUCAUGGUUCUUAAAACCAGUGGAUCCCAAUGAUGCUCCUGAUUAUUACAACAUUAUAAAGAAUCCAAUGGACUUUGGAACAAUCAAAAGAAAAUUAGAAAUGGGAAGUUGCAAUGAUUAUGAGGAUUUCCAUUCAGACAUGUUGUUAGUAAGAGACAAUUGUAGAACAUAUAAUCCACCAGGCAGUGUUGUGAGAAGGGACUGUGAUGAAGUCUUCGCAUUCUAUAUGUCAGAAUAUGAAAAAUUAUUAGAAAAAUGGCAGAAGGUGCAGUUUCCAUCACCAGCAUCAAAAAAGUUGAAAUUUGAAAGCAGGAGUCCUGUGAAGUGAACCAGUUAAUAACAUGAACGUUUUUACUAGUAAUUUAACACAUGUGUUAAUUGGAACAGUUGUUAACCAACUUGAAUAUACUGUACCCUAACAGUAAAGUAACAUGCCAAGCAUGUUCAGUGUUAUACCAACCAGUUUGAUUGUGCAUUGAAACAGUAUAGUCAAUAGACAAGUCAUUUACAUGGUUAAGUUAGUUGAGUGAGAAUGAAUGAAAGAUAGAAACUUCUGUGCCUAGGAUGUUUCUCUAUUAUUUAUGCCAUUAUAUAAAUAGUAAAAUUUUAAAUACAGUACAGUGAAAAGCAUGGUUGAUCAGAGUCUUCAAGUCCUUCUGUGUGACCUGUGUAGUGAAGUCAUACAAGUCCUUUAGCAGGACCUGUAUAGUGUGUUCAGAUUUGUCCUUCAACAAUACCUGUGUAGUGUGUUCAGAUUAGUCAUUCAGCAAAACCUGUGUAGUGUGUUCAGAUGACCUGUGUAAUGUGUUCUAAUUAUUCCAUAGCAUAACUGUCUUGUUUUAUUUGCAUGAUUUCGUCAAGAAUUCACAUCAGUACUCAAAACUCAUCAUCUUGUAAUAUAAUUAUAAAUUAUUCAUCUUGAAUUUUAUUGAGUGUAUUCAUUACUUUUUUUUCUGAUCAUGUGCAGUCAAUGUGCCAAAAAUAUUGUAUUCAUAUGCAGUGAAAAGAUAUAUUGUUAUGUCCAGUUGUUAUGUUUUAUGUCUAGACUUGAAUCAUGGUUAUAAACGACAAACGUCGAAAAUGAUUAAUGGUGUACAGUUGUAUAGUAUAUUUUUUCACUGUUCUUUUUUGUAACAAUUUAAUGGCUUAAAUUGUUUGAAAAUGCUAUUGAUCCUCAAGUUAAAAUGGUAUUUUAAUAUUCCUUUGUCAUGGAAGGAAAUUACCAGUUUCCCUAAUUCUGAUGCCAUAGGAUGAAACAUUCUGUACUCAGUUUGUACUUCAUUGUUCAGACACAGUUUUUGGUCAGUCAUGGUGAAAUAUUAGGUUCAAUGAGAGUCAAGUCGUCUAGUUGAUUGAUUGCCAUAGCUUGAGUAUGACUAAUGCUGGUUAUUACAUUUAAUUCUGUCAUGUGUAUGAAAGUACAUAAACAACAAGCAUCACUGCCAUGUUAAAAAUAGAACAUUAUGGUAAAGAAAGCAGUUCAAGCAAAACUGACAUGGGUUAAAAUGAUGAAAGUGAUUGGCCUAAAUAUCCUACACCUUUUGAGUGUUGAUGAUAGAAGAUCUGCUGUUUAUACAUGAUAGAAGUAGAAUAUUAAUGAUGGUGCAAAAUUAUUAUUUUAAUCUAAUUAAAUAUUGUGAACAAGAUGUUAUAAGAUACUAGUAUUUAUCAUUAAAUCAAAUUUUUAACAAGUGCUUGUAAAUACUAAGUUUUAAUGAAGGGCAUGGUGCAAGUCAUUUGGUCUCAUUCAGACCAUAAACUAUUAUAAACUGUACAUUAUUGUUGACAUGUAUGAUCAUUGUUAAGUAUAAUAAAAACAAAUAGUAUCUAUAG
Mytilus californianus (California mussel) is the source of this 5123-nucleotide messenger RNA. Its product is annotated as BRCA2-interacting transcriptional repressor EMSY-like. The transcript has 25 exons. Gene Ontology annotation, cellular component: nucleoplasm. Gene Ontology annotation, molecular function: protein binding. Lineage: Eukaryota; Metazoa; Mollusca; Bivalvia; Mytilida; Mytilidae. The coding region runs from base 118 to 3618 and encodes 1166 amino acids. The record is from RefSeq and is a predicted model, not a curated record. Gene Ontology annotation, biological process: regulation of DNA-templated transcription.